CAAGCCACAUUUGUCAAUCGUAACGAUCAGAGAGGACUAGUGAACAUCGAGGAGAGGUCGUGGAGAUUUUUACCAUCUAGCCACCAUCGCCGUUCGCCAAUUACACCAUGGCUGAUACCGAAAAGGCGCCGCAGCCGCAGCCGCAGCAGCAGCAGCAGCAGCAGCAGCAGCAGCAAGAACAACCAGCCCAACCGCAACAAGCUAAGGCGGCUAAACAAAAGCAGGUCAUCGCUGAGAAAGUUUCGGGUACUGUCAAGUGGUUCAACGUAAAGAGUGGAUAUGGUUUCAUCAACAGGAAUGAUACUAAGGAGGAUGUGUUCGUACAUCAAACAGCAAUUGCCCGGAACAAUCCACGCAAGGCUGUGCGCUCGGUCGGCGACGGGGAGGCGGUGGAGUUUGCCGUGGUCGCCGGGGAGAAAGGCUAUGAAGCGUGUGGAGUAACUGGACCCGGAGGCGAGCCAGUAAAAGGCUCGCCCUAUGCAGCUGAUAAACGUCGCGGCUUCCAUCGCCAAUACUACCCCCGUCAAAGCGGCGGACGUGGCGGUGAAGGCGCUCCACGCAGAGGUGGUAUGGGACGUCGUGGGCCCCCGCCCAAUCAGGGGGGCGCACAGGGUGAUGAGGUACAGGAGGGGGGCGGAGCACCACCACAGCGGAGCUACUUCCGUCGUAACUUCCGAGGGGGGCGCCGUGGUGGUGGUCCAGGCCCCAUGAACCGUGGCGGAUACCGCCGUAUGCGUCCACGCAACUUCCAACAGGGCCAAGGUGGAGCAGCUCAGGGACAGCAGGCCCAGGCAGGUCAGCAGAAUUCUGGGCAACGUCAGAAUGGUCAAGAGGGUGGUGAACCCCUGGCCACUACAUCGUCCCCUCUGCCGCAGCAACAGGCCAAGCCGAAAAAUAAUACUAAGCCUGCUGGCACCACCAUUGAAACAACCACUAAUGAGAGCCAGGCCUAAUUCCUUGGCAUUUGUGUAGUGUGGCACACCCCCUCUAAGUAGUGCAUGUGUAUUCUAGCUGUGCCACACAUCUAUUACAACUUACUGUCUUGUCUGUCAACUUGAUGAUGUCGUUUUAAUGUUGUUACAGACAUUUUGAAUAAGAUCUAUGUACAUUAACAUCUAAUUUUUUGUCUUGUUGAAAAUUUUUGCGGGGAGGAUAAGAUUAAUAUGGAACUGCAUUGGUAUCAUGGAUCAGAGAUGUGAUAUUUUUGUCAUUAUUAAAUUUUAAUAUAUUGUAUUCUUUAUACUUCCAUGAUUUGGUUACAUAACUUUAGGCUAUAUAUAUAUAUAUACACAUAUAUAUACACAGUUAUAAGAAAUCUUAAAAUGUUUAUUGAUAUUUAAAUUGAAAUCUCUUAGAAUCAAGUGUUUGUGCAAUGAAAUAAAAUUUUGUUAUGUCAUACUGUUGAUGAAUUUAAAAAAACGUGCAGUUUCCAGUAUCCUGAGCAAUUUUAUUUUAUAUCUCGCCCUUUUUUUUUAUUUAAAUUUGUUGCAUAUCAAGUUUUUCAAAGUUCUUUUUUAUUUAAAUAUGUUUCAUAUCAAGUUUGACGAAGUUAUUUUAAGUCUUAGCCUCUUUUAUUUUAAUAUGUUGCAUACUGAGUUUGACGAAGUUAUUUUAAGUCCUAGGUUUAUCCAUUAAACAAGUAUUUGUAUUGAACAUGAACAGUGAUUUUUUUCUUGCAUUACUAUUGUAUUUAAAACUCUGAGAAUAAACUCUUUACCCGUGUGAAUAA
Messenger RNA from Achroia grisella, 1729 nucleotides. It is a transcript of the gene yps, whose product is annotated as Y-box factor homolog. Gene Ontology annotation, biological process: regulation of gene expression. Gene Ontology annotation, molecular function: nucleic acid binding. The transcript has 5 exons. NCBI's taxonomy places the organism in Eukaryota, Metazoa, Arthropoda, Insecta, Lepidoptera, Pyralidae. The record is from RefSeq and is a predicted model, not a curated record. Gene Ontology annotation, cellular component: nucleus. The coding region runs from base 108 to 953 and encodes 281 amino acids.